CUUCUCCUUUUCCAACCCCCUCCUCUAUGCCCUUCAACCGCUCAUUAUUUUGAACCCCUCUCGUUUGUUACUUUGUUGAUUUGAUUUGAUUUGAUCUCUCUCGGACGCACAUUUCCCGUUUGGAGGCCUUGGUUCGAUCGAAGUUUCGGUUACUAAUGAACUGUAGAAAUGACGGGAGGAGGAGAAGCAGGUGCGAGACAGCUUGAUCAAACGCCAACCUGGGCAGUUUCUCUGGUUUGCGGUGUAAUAGUUAUUAUAUCGAUAGGUCUAGAGAAAGUUCUUCAUCAUGUUGGGGAGUGGUUUGAAGAAAGAAAAAAGAAAGCUAUGCUGGAAGCACUGGAGAAGAUUAAAUCUGAGCUGAUGGUUCUAGGGUUCAUUUCCCUUCUGCUGACAUUUGGGCAAAACUUCAUUUCUAGCAUCUGUAUUCCUGAAAAAUCUGCAGAUACAAUGUUGCCAUGCCCAGUUCGAACACGAGGUGCCCCCCAAUUCGGAACUGAGCACGCCUCUCCCGAUUUAAAGGAUGAACCGGAAGCAGAGCCUGCGACUCACCACAGAAGGCUAUUGUUCUCUCAGCAUAGACUUUUAUCUGGUGGAGAAGACCAUUCAAAAGGAUGUAAGCUGGGAUUUGUGCCUCUCAUAUCUGAGGGUGGGCUACAUCAACUGCAUAUCUUCAUAUUCUUCUUGGCUGUCUUUCAUGUCAUAUAUAGUGCUAUAACAAUGACUCUUGGAAGAUUGAAGAUACGCUUGUGGAAGGAAUGGGAACGAGAAACUGAACAGCAGACUGAAGUGAAUGAUCCUACAAAAUUCCGGCUUACUCAUGAGACAUCAUUUGUCAAGGGACACACAAACUUCAUGACCCAGACACCUUUCCUCUUUUAUGUUGACUGUUUCGUUCGUCAAUUCUUUAGAUCAGUUCGUAAAGCUGACUACCUGUCCAUGCGACAAGGAUUUAUCUCUGUUCAUUUAGCACCUGGAAGUAAGUUUGACUUCCAAAAAUAUAUUAAAAGAUCCUUAGAAGAUGAUUUCAAAGUAGUUGUCGGAAUCAGUCCACUGUUAUGGGCUUCUGCAGUAUUAUUUCUCUUUGUCAAUGUAGAUGGAUGGGAGGGUAUGUUUUGGUUGUCCAUGAUGCCUCUAAUUGUUACCUUAUCUGUUGGAACAAAGCUACAAUCAAUCAUAGCUCAGAUGGCCAUAGAAAUACAAGAAAAACAUGCUGUCGUUCAGGGCAUACCACUUGUGCAAGUAUCAGAUAGACACUUUUGGUUUAGUAAACCAAAAUUAGUUCUCACUCUCAUACAUCUUACCCUCUUUCAGAAUGCAUUCGAGAUAACUUACUUCUUCUGGAUUUGGUAUGAAUUUGGGCUGCGGUCUUGUUUCCACAAGAACUUUACCCUGACCAUAACCAGAGUGGUUCUUGGGGUAGCAGUUCAAUUCUUGUGCAGUUACAUAACACUUCCACUAUAUGCACUAGUAACUCAGAUGGGAUCGACGAUGAAGAGGUCGAUCUUCGACGAACAAACAUCCAAGGCACUAAUGAAUUGGCACAAAAACGCGAUGAUGAAGAAGAAUCAAGUAAAACCAGCUACUGGAAACACAACUGCCACCCGCACUUUAGGUGGAAGCCCGGGUGACUCACCACCAGAGGGGUCUCCAAGAUUGAGGACUACAUCGGGUCAGGGUCAUGAGAGUGCAAGUGGUCGACAGAGUGCAAGUGAAUUUGAAAACAUAGAUAUUAGUGAUAAGGAGGAGGUUGGGCAUGGACAACGUGACCUACUAACAGGCUCUUGAAUGUGUAACGUUACAUUAAUAUUAGUUUUAGAUUUUUGUUUUUUCUUUUAGGCCUUGUAAACUUUGCUUCUCAUUUUACAACCUGUCUGCAAAGAAACCGUGACUCA
Molecule: messenger RNA, 1892 nt
Organism: Impatiens glandulifera
Lineage: Eukaryota; Viridiplantae; Streptophyta; Magnoliopsida; Ericales; Balsaminaceae
Product: MLO-like protein 9
Exons: 15
Coding region: 169-1785 (538 amino acids)
Biological process (GO): defense response
Cellular component (GO): membrane
Source: RefSeq, a predicted model, not a curated record